Laetiporus sulphureus 93-53 is the source of this 1161-nucleotide messenger RNA. Its product is annotated as carbohydrate esterase family 8 protein. The transcript is spliced from 3 exons. Gene Ontology annotation, biological process: cell wall modification. Gene Ontology annotation, molecular function: pectinesterase activity. The record is from RefSeq and is a predicted model, not a curated record. Bases 1 to 1161 code for a protein of 386 amino acids. NCBI's taxonomy places the organism in Eukaryota, Fungi, Basidiomycota, Agaricomycetes, Polyporales, Laetiporaceae.
AUGGCCCUUCGAACGAGGGUGUUCCUCCUCGCCGUCAGCAUAUAUCUCUGCUCCGCCGUCUCCGCUGCUUUCAACCGUGCAGCAUGUCAAUAUCCGACCAGCGAUCCACUCGAAGGCUGCGCCUCCAACACGCUGCUCGUCGGCUCCUCCACCCACGCCAACUUUUCCUCGGUCCAAUCCGCCAUCCUCAGCCUGCCCAACGACACCACCGCGUACACGAUCCUCAUCGAGGAGGGGAACUACACUGAGCAGCUGAAUGUGACGCAUCCGGGACCGGUGACGCUGUUGGGGCAGACCUCCGCACCGACAGAGCGCACGCAGAAUCGCGUCGCGGUGUUCUGGGCGGCGGUCGCGGGGACGGGCGACAACGCAUACACUUCCGUGUUGACCGUCGCGCCGACGCUGAACGCGAGCUUAACGGGCUCGGGACCCAAUGGGAAUGCGGUGCCGCCCGGGACACCGUUCGGGAAUGUGGAUUUCAGGGUGUAUAAUGUGGAUUUUGUGAAUGACUAUGCGCCGUACUCAGAUGGGCCCAGCUUGGCGGUGAGCGUGAGCUAUGCGAAUAGCGGGUUCUACUAUAGUGGGUUUUAUAGCUACCAGGACACGAUUUACAUCGGCAAGCUGGGCAACGCGUACUUUUACGGCAGCGAGAUUGCGGGACAGACGGACUUUUUCUAUGGAUUCGGCACGGCGUGGAUCAACUCGUCGCUGGUGACGCUGCGCGGAUGUGGGGGUGGAAUCACAGCAUGGAAAGGAACGAACACGACAUUUGAGAACAAGUAUGGGGUGUACAUACAUGAGUCAACGGUAAGAAAGGCGAACAAUAGCCUGGAUAUCGCUGGCGAGUGUGCACUCGGGCGGCCCUGGAACGCACAAAUGCGCGCCAUCUUUGCGAACGACUAUCUCGACGAUAGUAUUAGGCCAUCGGGGUACAUCGAGUGGCAGUCGACGGACCCGCGGAUCGAUUACAACACGACGAUGGCCGAGUUUUACGACGUUGGGCCCGGAUUCAACCUCACGGGGCGGUUAGAAGCGGGGCUGACGUGGUUGAUGACGCCGGAGGAGUAUGAGCCGUAUUCGAGCGCGGAGAAGGUGUUCCAGUAUCCGUUCAAUGGGACGUUUGGGAAUGUCGCGUGGAUUGAUUUUGAGCCGUGGCAAUAG